This is a messenger RNA of Vitrella brassicaformis, 2072 nucleotides long. The record is from the annotation of a GenBank genome assembly. NCBI's taxonomy places the organism in Eukaryota, Vitrellaceae.
GCUCACCAAGUCUCUAUAUUCGCGUGAGACCCAAUAUAUAACAUUAACACAGCAUGACGAAUAAAAGGGGAAUCAGACGUCCAUGCAGAAGAGAAGGCCACGCAGCACGCACACGAGAAUGACAACGGAGACACCGUCCCGCAGCAGGUGGCCAUGAGAAAACUCAUGUGUGCCAAAAAAUGACAGGCCCCCGACAUACACUCACAGGAUGGCCUUGAGACUAUACUCGCGGUAUGCCCCCCCCCAAAAGGCUAGUGUGGCCGGCAGGAUGACCCGCCGCACCUCCCCCACACGCAUGUCAGUGAAGACCUCCUGCCACCACUUCUCCCGAUCAGACACACGACCCUCCCACCCACGAUUCUCGCCUUUCUUGUCUCGUCCGUCAAAGUCGUCACGCCAGUGGAUGUAGUCGUACCAGACGCACUGGUUGCGUGUCGGUUUGGGCCCACUGCCCUGCUGCACCACUCGGAAGUGCGCACCAGACGGCAACCGAAUGAACACAUCACCGCCGCUGCCCUGGCCAUGCGGAGAGCUGCGAAGAGGAAGAGAGGGAGCCAAUCAUAACGUCGCCGAUCACUUCUCCCUUCCGUCUCACCUGUGCGUGUCGAUGCCGUACAUGGCGGCCGUCUUGUUGAAGGACUCCUGCUUGGCCACGCCGUCCAGCUGGAGUGGCGCCUUGACACCCUCACCAAUCAGCAGCUGUGUGUCGGUGAGUGAGGCAGCGUGUCGUUUGCGGCGGUAGUAGUCCACCAGACGGCGGACGUGGUCGACAGGCACAUCCUCAACGGGAGACGGCCACCUGAUCGACGACAACACACAUACCAUAUGCCCGUGUUGUUGUGUGCUCUCCUGAUGCUCACAUAUCGAAUCGGUUGCGCAGCCCGAUGUCGCCCAUCUGGUCUAGAGUGUACUGCACCGUCGAGACGAACAUUCCGCACACAUCGACCGACCGGAUGGGAUCGCCGCCACUCAGAGGCGCCAGGAAGGGCGUGACGGCCUGAUGUGCAGACCAACAGACAGACAGACAGACGCACUCAUGGACAGCCUGCAGUGCUUCGGUUGUCCUGAUUUCUCUUACUCACCUUGAUUUCGAUCAUCGCCUGGUCGUAUACCGCCUUCUUGGCCGCCCGGUCCCUGUCGAGCUCCUUCUUCUUUGCUGUGAAGGUCUUGAUGAACUUCUCCACCUCGGCCACGACCCCUCUCAGUUCUGGCAGCACCCCCUGUGACGGCAGGGUCGGCUCUUUGGAGUUCUUUGGUGUGGCUGCAGAUGCGUCAGUGGGCGACUUGUCGAUGGGCGACAGGAGCAGUGCCGUCCAAAAGUCAUGAAGACCUGGGCGCAAUACACACACACACACAUACACACACAUACACACACAAAUGCAGGAGACCAUGAGUGGUUGCUUCGCGCUUCAUGACCUUGAUAGUUGCGCUUCUUCGCAUCGUCCACCAGGUGGUCAACCGAGUCCUCCCCGCCCAGCAGGUCCUCGAGCAUCGCCUCAAACGCACGCGGACACACAUCGAUGAAGAUGCGGUUGUCUGCAUCACGACCCAGCCGCCCAUCCCAUCGGCCACCGAGCAGCACCGCCAGCAGGGAGCCCUUGCUGCUCGUCAGGUGCUUCCGACGAACACAGCACACACUCCCGCCGACGUUGAGCAGCAGCAGGUCAUCACCAGAGGCCGCCGAGCCGUCAGACGCGCCGUGGUCGCUCAGCAGCCUGCCGACGUUGUAAGUCGAUGCGAUCUCUGCGCGCUCUGCCUCGAGGCUCUCCAUUGGGCCGAGGAUCUGCCUGUCCAGUCGGCAGAGGGCCUCAUGGCGAGUGAAGGGCUCCAUGACAGCAGACCUGACGACAAACGGCAGAUGAAUGAAUUCAUCAGAUCUUCCUGAUCACAGUCUCUGUAUGUCACUCCUCAGCUCUCCUCUUACCUCUUUCUUCUGCUUUCAAUGGAGUUUUCACAACGGCAGCUGGAGUUUUCACAAUCCUUGCGGGCUUUGAUAGUGCUUUGAUUUCUUUCGAAGCAAAGCUCGGCGUCGAGGGCGUCACACAAGUGAGGCAGGAGCGAGACAGCAAUCA